Anopheles stephensi (Asian malaria mosquito) is the source of this 6085-nucleotide messenger RNA. RefSeq names its product chitooligosaccharidolytic beta-N-acetylglucosaminidase (gene Hexo2). The transcript has 5 exons. Lineage: Eukaryota; Metazoa; Arthropoda; Insecta; Diptera; Culicidae. The record is from RefSeq and is a predicted model, not a curated record. Gene Ontology annotation, cellular component: membrane. Gene Ontology annotation, molecular function: beta-N-acetylhexosaminidase activity. The coding region runs from base 906 to 2012 and encodes 368 amino acids. Gene Ontology annotation, biological process: glycosaminoglycan metabolic process; ganglioside catabolic process; carbohydrate metabolic process.
CAUUUGAGCGUGUAAUGUAGCUGGUUGCUGACAUUGUGGUGUAAUGUUUCUUGUCUUAUGGUGAAUAAAGUGAUACGUUAAAGGUAUGAUUGUAAUUCAGUUGUGUUUGUAAAGGAUACAGUGUAGCGAAAAUAAUAAGUAUUCACAGAUUCAGUGUAUUUAUGUGUAGUGCAAUGGUGUAUAGAAAAUGCAUUGUUUAUCUUAUGUUUUAUAUCGUGCACCUCUCUGCCGCUGGUUAUAUGAUCCCAACGUAUCGUUGUAACGAUGAGCAAAAGUGUAUUAAAGAAUUCGGUUCCAUCGCUGGGACCAGUGUGUCUUCUAACGUGUUCCCUACUUUGAAUCACUGUCGCUUAUUGUGUGGAAAAUUUGGCCCGUUGUGGCCUCGUCCCACCGGCCGAGUGGAGCUAGGUAAAACGACAACUGCCAUCAACCUUUCGACUAUAAAAUUCGAGCAAUUUACGUCUAACCUGACUGCCGAAGGGUUAAAAUUAUUAGAGGAAAUUGAAAAAUAUUUUCUAUUCACUUUACGCCGAGAGUAUCGCCAACAAACAUUCUAUUCAAACUCUACGCCCAUGUCAAUAGUUGUAAAAAUGUACGCUAGUGGUGACAACACAACAAAUGUCGAAUGGUCUACGGAUGAAAGUUACAAGUUGCAUGUUUCGAUCGAUAACAUUACUACAGUGGUUGCAACCAUAGAAGCGGCGACAGUAUUUGGAGUGCGACAUGGCUGUGAAACACUACUGCAGCUGUUUACAGUUGUCAAGGAAGCUAACUCCAUCCCUUCUCUUCAUAUGUUAUCGGAAGCAGUUAUCACUGACUAACCGGCCUAUGCGCACCGUGGAUUGUUGAUCGAUACAGCUAGAAACUAUAUACCCAUCAACAGUUUGAAAAGACAACUCGAUGCAAUGGCUGCCAGUAAAAUGAACGUGUUACAUUGGCAUCUGACCGACACCCAAAGUUUCCCAAUACAACUGAAUAGAGUUGCAGAGAUGGCAUCAUACGGGGCGUAUGAUAGCAGUGCAGUGUACAGUCCGAACGACGUGAGAAAGUUAAUACGAUAUGCAAAGAAUCGCGGCAUACGCGUAAUUUUGGAGCUAGAUGCUCCAGCACACGCUGGCAAUGGAUGGCAAUGGGGUUCCGACAAAGGCCUCGGAAAUCUGGCUGUUUGUGUUAAUCAGCAACCAUGGCGACAUUUUUGUAUCGAACCUCCAUGCGGGCAAUUGAAUCCUGCAAAUCCAAACAUGUAUGCUGUUUUACAAGAUAUCUAUUAUGAUUUGGCUCAUAUCAACAAGGAUGAAAUGGUUUUCCACAUGGGAGGGGAUGAAGUGUUUUUCGGUUGCUGGAAUGCCACAGAAGAAAUUGUCAAUUUUUUAAUAGAUCAUGGAAUGGGGCAAAAUGAAACGGACUUCCUAAUGCUAUGGAGCGAGUUUCAAGACACUGCGUUAAGGUUAUGGGAUAACGCAUUAAAUGUGGCUAAUCUAAACAGGACUGACACACUGGGAAACGGUGAAGGUAGGAGCGCAAGCCCAGUUAUAUUGUGGUCCAGCCAUUUGACGGAUCCUUUGGUGAUUGAACAAUUUUUGUCCAGGGAGCGCUAUGUCAUACAAACAUGGGUUCCUUCAACGAACAAUAUACCGCAACAACUGCAAAAGUUAGGCUAUAAGCUUAUAGUUUCAACCAAAGAUGCUUGGUACCUUGACCACGGUUUCUGGGGUAUAACCACAUACUACAACUGGAAAAAGGUGUAUGACAAUCAACUGCCUAAGGGAAACGGUAUUUUGGGAGGAGAGGUUUGUGUGUGGACUGAAUACAUUGAUGCAUAUUCACUUGAUGGACGAACUUGGCCUCGCGCAGCCGCAGCGGCUGAACGACUUUGGUCAAAUCCAAACACGAAGGCAUUACAGGCAGAGUCCCGUUUCUUUCGCCAUCGUGAUCGUCUGAUUAGCCGUGGCAUACAACCAGAAGCUAUAGCACCUGGAUGGUGCCAACAAAACGAAGGCCAAUGUCAUUAAAAUUCAAAAGGGAAUGGCAUCACACACCAUGUGCCCGUCGUAUUUGGUUAACUGUGAAUCCGUAUUGCUAAACUGAAAAAACAAUCACCGGUCGUUACUCGUGGUGAGAAGCUGAUUUUCUUCCAACUUAAAAUGAUUUUCUUUUCAAAACUCUUUCAUAAGAUCAAAUUUCACUACUUUUAUUGACGACUGAACUUCUACAGAGAGGAUACUUCUUCUUUAUUCUUGACGUUACAACCACGAAAGGUGUCGGAUUGUUAAUUCUACAUUUUACCCGUAGCUCAGUCCUGCGUACGGAGAGCUGGUCUGGAAGAAAUUUGAGCCCCGGUCCUACCGCGUGAAGACUCAAGCGCAACAAAUGGCUUAAACUACUAUUGAACAGAGUCUGAACCAAGGUGUAUGUAUUUAGAAGGUGAUGGUUGGUUUUGGUGAGAUGGGUGGAGAUAUUUGGUUUCAUAAUUCGCUAAAAUAACCUCUAGCGAUAUCACCACCGGUAUCCCUGUCGACGCUUCCACCACUCUCGUGAAUACGCUUCCUCUCGAUGCCCACGAAAUUGUUCUAUCAAGUUGAGAAAUGUUAAUUUGCUUUGGAUAUUUAUCUGUCUAAAAACGAUCGAGACACUGUUUGUUAAAAUCGAUCACGACACUUUUCAGUCAGUUAUUGGUGUAAACAGUUUGCACGGAUGCCGUCCUUACUAGACAGUUAGUGUGAUGGGUGGUCUGUUAAGACAAUUUGGGUGUUGGCUGGUGGAGCAGGCCGUCCUUGAUGAAUAAAAAGAAAAGGCACUAAACUGAAACUGUCAUUUAGCUGAAUAAAACAUGUUACUUCCAUCUUAAGCAGCACGUGUGUUCGCGUCUAGUGUUUUCCUUAGUUACAUUUUCCAACAGGUAAAAUCGAUGGAAGAAAAUCGAUUCAGUAUGACGAAGCUGAACAAUAACAUCUAAAAUAGUUGGUGAUUUAAGGUGGAACUGCUGCUCGUUCGGGAGGUGCUCUAGUGUUUUGUAAAACUGCAAGCUGUUUGGGGUGUUGUAAUCGCUGAUACACACCGUCGCGGAUAACAGUUUUUUAGUGAACUUCAUAAAAGCGACGUAGUGUGGGUAACACUGGCGCAUAGCAUACGCGCACAGGUUGAAGUGCUCAGGAACGUCGAAAUGUUGGGACUAGCAUGAACAACCAAGAGAUGUUAAGCCAAGCGCCUCAUUUUACACACCGAGUUUGGCUAUUAAUCUUCUUUCGGUUCCCCAGUCGACUAAAAGAAACGCUAUGGUUAAUAACAGAUGAAGUCGAAUAGCGUAUGGUAGAGAAACAGUUGCAGCCGCUUCACUAACAGAUGGUCUUUACCAGUUGGUACAGCAUGAAGACGUAGUUCUAGUAGUGGGAAGUAAUCGCAAUAGAAACUGUGAGCAUAUCUGGCAUCGGAGAUAUGACAGCGGCGCCGAUCUUCACACGGCUGGCAGGCAUGACAUAAGAGUUCGUUAAGCCAAGAAAGAAGAGGCACAUAAAUAUACAAACCCCUUCGGAAAAUAUGUUUCACUAUUAUUGUAAUGGUUUAAAAAAUCUUUUCAAACAGCUAGCAGCUGGAGACAAUUUUAAUUACUGUAAAAACAUUUUUGAAUAAUUUUAUUCAACAUUUUUCGCUCCUUGCUAUCAAGAUUUUACGAAAAAUUUACAAUUUUUUCAUAUUUUUAUAUUUAGCACUUUUGAUAUCGCAUUUAUUCAUUCCAAUUUGUAUAUCCUCUAGGCAGACUUAGGACAUUUUAAUAACCUUUCAAAUGAUGUAUUUUCAUUGAAAAAGCAUUACCUACUAGCAUUGUAAGAAACUCGAAAAGAAAUCGAAUCCUAUCGGCCUCUCGUUUUAGUCGAGUAUACGCUUCGCACGCCAUUGCAGAUGUCCGUCCGAUGAUGUCGAUGUUAUUUGCCAAGCCAAGGAAGUGUAAUUUUACUACUUUUCUACGGGUAAAAUUAAGUCACAGAAAGCCAGAAAUGGCAGGCCGAGACCUCUCGAGGUUUGUAGUGCCACAGAAGAAGAAGAAGAAGGAAGUGGAAAGAACGGGUGAAAAUCGGACCCCUGAUGUCGAAGCCCGCGCUUCGCAUAAUACCUUCUAGAACGAUGUUCAACAGUAAACAGGAGGGUGCGUCCCCUUGCCUUAGACCUCGAUGAGAUUCGACCAUCCAUAGUAGCCCUCAACAGCUCUACUAGGUUCACAGGGAAACUGUACUGUCGCAUUAUGUUCCAUCGCUCGGUCCGAUCUAUGGUAUUGUAGGCUGCCUUGAAGUCGAUGAACAGAUAGAGCGUGGGGAGCUGGAGCUCACGGCACUUUUGGAGGAUCUGCCGUAGAGUGGAGAUUUGGUCGGUCGAGGACUUCCCUCUAACAAAUCCAGCUGUAACCAGCUUCCAACGAAAUCUGUAGCAAGUCUGCAGAAGAGUAUGCGGGACAGGAUCUUGUAGACAGCAUUAAGGACUUUGAUGGCUCGGAAGUAAGCACAGUCCAGUUUGUGGACCUUUUUGUACACUGGUUAAAUGACACUCAGCUUCCACACGUCCGGUAGCUCUUCCUUAUCCCAUAUCCUGAAAAUCAACCGAUUAAUGAGCGCGGCAAGCCUCCCCGGGCCCAUCCUGAACAAUUCUGCCUCCAGCCCAUCGCUACCAGCUGACUUGUGUUCUUGCCGCAUUUAGCGUUCGCUCGGCCGUGGUGCUGAUGGCUGGCGUACGCCAGUGGUCAUCUUGGAACACGCUUCUCAAAGCGCGAUCGCGAAGCCCAUCGCCAUAUCAGCAUGGCAUCACAUGAGCCGAUCUGUAUUGAGCCUUUAGGCAAGCUGUUAGCGCAGUGUAUUAGCUACGCAAAGUUUUUGUCGUAACUUUACGAUAACCAGCAAAUGGUGUCAGUCGACGUUUGCUCCUGUGUGGGCCCGUAUGUCGAUAAUAUCCGAGAAGUGCCUUCCCUCGAUGAGAACGUGGUCAAUUUGUGAUUUAUCUGCUGUGGUGAUCUUGAGGUGUAGCUGAACCAUGCAUGUUCGACGAAGGUGCUUGCAAAUGGUGAUUUGCUUGGAAAAGGCAAAGUUUUUAAGGCGGAGCCCAUUGUCGUUCGUCAGUGGGCUUCCUAUGGUGAGUUUGUAUGCCUCCUCCCGUCCGACCAGAGCUUUAAAAUCUCCGAUGACUAUCUUCCCAUAAUUUUGUAGGCAGCGUUCGUAUUCCUUCUCCAACUGCGUGUAGAAAAUCUCCUUCUCGUCAUCAUGGCUUACAAGGUGCGGACAGGGCACAUUAACAAUGCUAACGUUCCUUCUUCGGCCACCAUCCGAUGUGUUUGAGGCAGUUUUCUAGACUAAAAUUAGCUGUAUUUUGGCCUUUUGAAGCAUAUUGCUAUGUGUUAGGGUUGACGUCAAACGUAUGAAACACAAGUAAAAAGUGGUAUGCACGUGUUCACGGUUACAUAUACUUUACAAGGUUUAUUCCAACUAUUCACUAAGCGCACCAGAGACACCAAGUGACACCAUCCUCGAUCCCGAACCUCAUGGCAUCUCACGAGAUGAAGGAACUCAUCUGUGAGAGCCUUGAUAAUCGAUCCAGGUUGGAUCGAUUAAUAUGCGCGACCGCCCUAACACAUAUGGUGUUUUAAAUGGUGUUGGACGUGUAUAAUCAGAUUAUUAUUCCCACGAUUUUUAGUGAUGGGAAUGGAUUACGCAACAACAAUAAAGAGAUGCGGCAUGCUGUGCAGGCGUUGUACUAGAGUGCAAACUAGCUUCCAUUAUGAGAUAAAAAUACGAACCUUUGCGAACAUCGAUCUGGCGCAGGGAAGAUUAUUUAGCACUUUCCAACAGUAGCCGUUAAACUUGGAAAACGUUUGGUGUACAUCAGAUGUGUUAAACUCAUUUAAUCAGUUGGCCGCAUUUCCACAUUUUCGAUAAUUUGCGGGCCGCAAAGUUGAACUUAAAAAGAAAAUCAGUAUGGCAUAUCAAAAUACGUUUUAUAAACAUGGCUCAAUUUUGAUAUCUUUCAUUUUCGUAUCCAUUUUAAUCGUAUUUUAAAGCAGUAUUGUUUAUUCAACCAAUUAGUAAUUACGAUGUAUUUAUUU